UGCAGCGGCCGGUGCGGUGUUGGGCGUGCUAAACGCAGCCAAAACAGUCGCGUAGGCCCGAACACGCUUACACACGACCGCCCGCGACCCGGCCGGUGCGCGCGGGCAGCUCCGCGACGCGCACGUUUCACAAGAAUCACAAAAAUGGCGUCGCCCGCCGCGAAGGCAGCCCUCGAGCGGCGCCUGCGCGGCGCGUCCGCCCGCGUGACGCCGCGGGACGACGACGACGACACCAUCAAUAAUGACGCGCAAGCGACGCCGCGGCCGCCGCCGUUCAGCCCCGACGAGGUGCCGACGCAGGGCAAGGAGAUUCCCAGGGGCGACGCGACGCCGCGCGACGAGGACCUGCGGGACGCGAGCCCGCGCCAGGGCCGAAGUAUACCAAUGGACACCUCGUCCUUCAUCUACUGCCCGCCGCGGCCGCCGUCGCUGCGAGAAACGGCCAAUGCUGAUAGAGCGUUCCUCAAGGAAGUCAUGGGCGACGCUUCGACAUCUCUCGCGGGCGCCGAGUACGGCCUCAAGCAGGUCAACGAGUUAUUUAGGAAGAUUCGAUUGCUCAAUUUGAAUGACGAGGCCGCGACGGCUUUUGUCGACGCGAAUCGGCUCUUCGAGGAGAUCCAGAAGGAUAUAGGAUCCGCGAGAGGCAACUUCGGCGUGGCCGCGUCGGCCGUGUCGGCGGCGGGCGCGCGGGACACGAUGAUGGUUGGAGUGGCCGAGGUCGCGUCUGAGUUCUACGAGCAGCAACUGAAUCGUUUAGGGUUGGAAGACGACCUCAAGGGCUACCUGCCGCGAGGCGCGGAUCUCCUGGACACUCACCGAAUGUCAGUCAAACUGCUGGAGGUGGAACUGGCCUCGUCGACGGACCGCAUCGACGACGUCGUCUACGAACAGAUGCAGGCCGUGGCCGAUAGAUAUUUAGCAAUGGGCUCGGCGCGCAUCUACCACAACGACGCCGCGCGCCAGGCGACGUGCGCCGCGGCCGACUGCUACAGGAUGUGCUGCGACUAUGCGGCGAGUGCCGUGGCGGCAUCAACAGCCGCGCGGGCCGCGUUCAUCAAGGACACGGCGGCGUCGGCCACGGACUUUGCGAAGGCUGCGAACGCGGCGUCGGACGCCUCGAAGCAGAUGAUGGAGGCCGCGCGGUACCGGGCUGUGUGGAAUCAAAUUUUACGGCGCGUUCGUGCUGAAUCGUCGCGUCGUCCUCCACGCCAUCGACGCGACGCCUGCUCGAUGGCGUGGCAAUGUCGGUUCCUCACCGCUCGACGGAGCCAGCGCGGCCACGUCAUCGCCGAGAAAUGACUUAGUGAGGAAUUAUCGGGUGCACCCGACACACUGGUUGAUUUCCACACAGGUACCGCGAGAAGCGGGCCCUGCGCCAGGCGAAGGAAUUACGGGAGAACGGCGAGCGCCUCCAGAAGGAAGUGGAAAGACUCCAGCCGGACGCCGCUUGUCGCGGACGGCGCGCGCGACCCGCCACCUCGCUCCAGCGGUCGCCGCGCACGGAUCAACAAACCAUGUGCGAGAUCCGGACUGCUUUAAAUGACCUCGGCAAGGCCGACGACCCCUUCGAGCGCUCGGGCGCGCUGGAAGCGCUGGCGGCGACGUUACGACGCGAGGCGCCCGCGUCCGUCGUCAUGGGCGCCGGCACGGCGGAGCUCGUCGCGACGGGCGGCGCGCGCAAGGUCGCCCAGGAGAUCGCCGACGCGCCCCUGGACGAGGCCGACGCGCGAUUGGAGCGGCCAGUCCAUCGCGCGCCGCAUCGGAUAAAGGAGCCCCUGUCGCCGCGGCGGCGCCACUUGUUGGAGCGGAACGACCUGCCGGUCCGGGGCACGCUCCUCGAACCCCCGCCGGUUGCGACGCGAGAUUUAUUGGAGGACCUCGGUCUGAAGAGCGACGCUAUUAGAACCGUGCGCGACUCGGCGGAGCUGUCGCCGCGGCGGAGCAAAACGCGGCGGCGGCCGCCGGCGGACUGGGAACUGAAGGCGUCGACCCGCUCGGACGGCGACUUCGGGGCCACCCUGGCCGAGGCGCUGGCCAACGCGGCGGUCGAUCCCGUCCUCCGGGCGAGUGAUUCUAUCCGGGCGAGUGAUUCUAAGCUGAAGGCGUCGUCACGCUCGGGCGGCGACUUCGGGGCCACCCUGGCCGCAGCGCUGGCCACGGAGAGAGUUGAUACUCCACCGGGGGAGUGAUUCUAAGCUUCGGGUUGUUUGUA
Pelagomonas calceolata is the source of this 2212-nucleotide messenger RNA. The record is from the annotation of a GenBank genome assembly. Lineage: Eukaryota; Pelagophyceae; Pelagomonadales; Pelagomonadaceae.